Molecule: messenger RNA, 3057 nt
Organism: Helicoverpa zea (corn earworm)
Lineage: Eukaryota; Metazoa; Arthropoda; Insecta; Lepidoptera; Noctuidae
Exons: 13
Coding region: 329-2680 (783 amino acids)
Biological process (GO): rhabdomere development
Cellular component (GO): plasma membrane; stereocilium tip; stereocilia ankle link complex
Molecular function (GO): protein binding
Source: RefSeq, a predicted model, not a curated record
UCGGUGAGCCGUCGUGAGCGCACGCCGCGGUCGCUCCGGUCGCGCCCUCCCUUGCUCGCCAGUGUGGAACUCGCAGCCAGCGCGGCUGCCUCGCCAGCCACUGACGUUGCCGCCACAAACCAACCGUGAAUACAUGAUAUACCGUAAAAUCUUCUCAACGAGUUUCGUGUGUAAUAUUUUGUAAAAACAGUGAGCCAGUGAAGUAAAUCCAUUCAAUUCUGUACACUCAAGUGAAAUGAAACUGAGCGAUGCGAUAAUGUUGCGUUGUUUUAAUUUUAUCCGAAGUGAAACACUGAUAGUUUAACUUCGUUCCGUACACAGGGUGAAAAUGUACGCGACAUCAACAGCGUCCACAACGACCUCAGGGUCUGGCCGGGCAGUGGGUGCUGUGGCGGGAGACCGACGCGUGCGCGCCGUGCGCCUGGUGCGCCCGCGCAGAACCGCGCCUGCCUUCGGCUUCGCGCUCAGGGGCGGCAGAGAGUACGCCACCGGAUUCUUCAUAUCCAAAGUUGACUUUAACUCUGAAGCUCACGUCCAGGGAUUGAAGGUGGGAGACCAGGUGGUGAGUGUGAACGGCUACCGAGUGGACGACGCUGUGCAUGCGGAGCUAGUGCACUACCUCGCCGCGCAGUCACGACUCAAGAUCAAAGUUAGACAUGUUGGCAUGCUUCCUGUCAAAGACAAGGCACAUGAGCCAUUGUCAUGGCAGUUCGUGUCGGAACGCGCGUCGCUGAGCUCCGACGUGUCGUCGUCGCCGACUCUAUGUCACGACAACGAGAGAUUGACGGACUUGAGACUAUCUAUACUCGUGCCUCCCAGAGCCAAGCUGGGUUGCGGAAUUUGCAAAGGUCCGGAGUGGAAGCCGGGCAUAUUUGUGCAGUUCGUGCGGGAAGGCGGUAUUGCACGCGAGGCAGGGCUUCGGCCCGGCGAUCAGAUCUUAUCGUGUAACGGCUUGGAUUUCUCCAAUGUUACCUUCAACCAGGCAAUAUCAGCAAUGAAAGCGACAGGCCGACUCGAGCUGGUUGUAAGGGAGGGUGCAGGCACUGACCUCGUGUCUCCCGAGAGCUCGGGGUACAACAGCUCAGCGUCGUCAGCUGCCGGGGAGCGCAGCCCCGCGCCCACUGCGCCGCACGUGCCACUGGCACCACCGGCCGCGCUGCGCAGGCGCCUCGCUAGCGUCGCUGAGGAGGCUGCUGACCGCGCAGAUAGAUUAACGAUGAACCGACUGAAAAGAAGAACAUGGGAUAGCUUAGAUUUCGAUUGGAAGAACGAUGACAUACAUAACUUUGAUGCGCCCUCUGACAUAGAACCCGAUUAUGACUGUCCUAGUAUUCCGAACAAUCCUCAUUCGUAUGAAAAUAAAAGUAAUUUGCGAUCCAAAAAUAAGAAAGAAUACGUCACUAGCCCAUCGAAUAGAACUAUAAUCAAUUUAACCGAAGACGGUGCUACAAUACAAUGUAGUUACGACAACCAGUCCCCUAGGAAAAAUGCAUUCACUGCAAAUCAUACAAAUCGAGACAACGACAAAAAAACCAUAGUAGUGGAAGUGCAUCAUACUAGUACGACGACGUGCGGAAAAAAUGCAUGCAGCUAUCCACCACCUUUAAAAAACGAUUGUAAUUCGGAUUCUGUCAGUUUGUCUAGUUCAGCUACGUUAUCAAGUGCCAUCGCCGAGGAAAUACAACGACGUAUGAUGAACAAGAAAAAAUCAAAUCCUGAUUGUAACGCUCCACCACCUCCCGCUAAGAAGCCACCGCCACCAAAGCCUGCAGACGAUAAGAAGAAGCAGCACGAUGCCUUAAUGGAUGAAUUCAAAAAAGUCCACAGAAAAAUGUUUGCAAGUAUAGAAAACAAUGAAAAAAACACACAAAACAACGAAGAUGAAUCAUUGGACCGUCAGCAAACAUUACCUCUGAGGAAGGCCGAUCAACCGGCAGAAAUAACAAACGGUAACCACGAGCCACCGAAGAGGGAAGCCACGGAUAAUCCCCCUCCUCCACCACCAAUGCCGUCAAUGAAUGGACACCAAAACGGAACUCACAAAAUCAUCGAAAACAAAGAUAAACCAGUUCCAAAACCAAUUACAGCAGAACUUCUCACCAAUUCAAAUUUUAGGAAAAAUAACAACCUAACAAGAACACCAACGCCUGAUUAUAGUAAGAAAACUGAACCAGCCCCACAAAUUAAAAGUAUUAAAGACGAAAAGGCUGACAUGGAGUCACUAGAAUCUUAUAAGUUAAAAAAUCCUUCGAAUGUACUACCAAAGCCACCAUCAAAUUAUUUUGUUAAAGCUCCGAACGGCACGGCAACAAUGAAGAAGCAUUCACGCCCUGUAUCGGUAACUAUUGGUGAAUACGCGUACGGAGGUGCAAGCAGACGGGAACCAACGAAGCUCGAUUUCCUUAAUGGAGAUAAAACCGAUGGUGUUCAUAAAGCCGAUGAAGAAGUUUCUAUAUCUAAUAGACUACAGUCAGAACUGGCUUUGACGUUAUCUAGAUCGAAUUUACGUAAGAAGACUGAAGCUCUGGAUCAUGGGAAUGUUACUAGAAGUUUGAAUGUUAAUGAAGAUAGUGAUGCUUCUGUAGAUAAAAUUUUCCACGUUAGAUAUGGACACAAUCUUUUACCGUUACCACCCUGUAUUACGAUACCAAAAGUCUCCGUAUCAAAAAUAAAGUCAUGAAGUUUCAAGUCACACAGCGGACGCCAGCCGAUAAGUAAUGAAAACGAAUUUUAAUAUAAUUUAGAUAACAUACUAGUUACUCCUCUAUUUUAGACAAUUAGUGAAAUGUAGAACAUUUGGUUAGAAUUUAAUUAGUCAACCAAAGUUAGUUAAGUAUUUAAUUUAUGUACUAAAAGGACUUAAAAGUAUAGCAUAGUGCCACUUUUGAAAUUAGAGACUUAAGUGUGUAAUUUUAGCUAAUGUGAAAAAAAUUACGAGUUUGUUGGUAAUUAAUAUUAAUAGUCCUGAAACCAUGUUUAAUUAUUAUUGGUUAUAUAAUAAUGUAUAUCUGUGGAAUACCUAAGUCAUACAUAAUACAUGCUGGUUUAGAAUAAAAA